Telopea speciosissima is the source of this 1641-nucleotide messenger RNA. RefSeq names its product xanthotoxin 5-hydroxylase CYP82C2-like. The transcript has 2 exons. The record is from RefSeq and is a predicted model, not a curated record. Lineage: Eukaryota; Viridiplantae; Streptophyta; Magnoliopsida; Proteales; Proteaceae. Bases 46 to 1626 code for a protein of 526 amino acids. Gene Ontology annotation, biological process: defense response to other organism. Gene Ontology annotation, molecular function: heme binding; oxidoreductase activity, acting on paired donors, with incorporation or reduction of molecular oxygen; monooxygenase activity.
CUUUCUUCUCCCCUUCCUCUUCUCAAAUCUGAAGCAAGCCUUUCAAUGGAGUUGCUGCUCCAAUUCCAAGCCAUAGGUGGACUAUUAGCUCUAGCUCUCUUCUACCAUCUAUGGAUCACAAAACGUACCUUUUUUAACAAGAGUAAGGCCACAGAGGCCCCAGAACCACCUGGGGCAUGGCCUAUAAUCGGUCACCUCCUUCAGUUAACAACCCCUCAGCCCCUCUUUCGAACACUUGCAGCCAUGGCCGACAAGCACGGACCAGCAUUCACUGUCCGAUUUGGUGUCCAUCGAACACUUGUGAUCAGCAACUGGGAGUUAGCCAAGGAAUGCUUCACCAUAAACGAUAGGGCUCUUGCAAGCCGUCCAACAAGUGCUUCAAGCAACCACUUGAGCUAUGAUUAUGCACUUUUCGGUUUGGCACCCUAUGGACCUUACUGGCGUGAAGUACGCAAGUGGGUUGUUCUCGAACUACUCUCGAACCGCCGGCUCGAGUCACUCAAGCACGUCAGAUAUGCAGAGAUCGACAAUUUUAUUAAAGAUUUAUUUGGGCUUUGGGUGAGAAACAUUAACAGGAAUCAGAUUAAGGUGGAAAUGAAUAGAUUGUUUCGAGAUCUAACCAUGAAUAUUGUACUCAAGAUGGUUGUGGGAAAACGAUAUAUGAGUAUUGUUCAUGACGAGAACAACGAAGAGGUCCAGAGGAUCCAAACUACCAUAGUUGAUUUCUUUAAAAUUAUUGGUGUUUCGGUUGCAUCAGAUGUGCUUCCAAGCUUCCUAUCAUGGUUAGAUUGGGAUGGGCAACAAAGGGCAAUGAAGAAGACUGGUAAGGAGAUGGACGCACUUGCUGAGAGCUGGCUCCAAGAACAUCAACAAAAGAGACUCUCUGGAAAGUCUCAUAGUGAUGAACAAGACUUCAUUGAUGUGAUGCUUUCAAUUCUUGAAGAACAUGCUCAAUUACACGGUCAUGAUCGUGAUUCAGUUGUUAAAGCCACCGCACUGAAUAUGAUCAUAGCUGCCACGGAUACCACUGCGAUGUCCCUUUCAUGGCUUCUUUCUCUAUUACUAAACCACAAGAAAGUCUUAACAAAGGCUCAAGAUGAAUUGGACUUCCAUGUUGGGAAAGAUAGGAAUGUGGAAGAAAAAGACAUUGAUAAGCUUGUGUAUCUCCAAGCAAUAAUCAAGGAAACACUUCGUCUGUACCCUGCAGGACCACUCUUAGUUCCUCAUGAAGCCAUGGAAGACUGCAACUUUUCAAGUGGCUUCAGAGUCCGAAAAGGAACACGUGUGUUAGUGAACGCUUGGAAGAUACAUCGAGACCCACGUGUGUGGUCAAACCCUUUGGAAUUCCAGCCAGAGAGAUUUCUUACAAGCCAUGCUGAAGUAGAUGUAAGGGGGAACAACUUUGAGUUUAUUCCUUUCGGGUCGGGCAGAAGAUCUUGCCCGGGGAUCUUGUUUGCACUCCAGACCAUGAGUAUGACGGUUGCCCGAUUGCUCCAUGGGUUCAAUCUACAAACACCCUUUGGUCAGCCUGUGGAUCUGACAGAGGGCACUGGUUUAACACUCCCCAAGCAAUUUCCAUUGGAAGUCCUCGUUAGCCCCCGACUUCCUUCCCAUCUCUAUGAUUAAGACUAAGAUAUAUUU